Anguilla anguilla (European eel) is the source of this 1948-nucleotide messenger RNA. It is a transcript of the gene ptpa, whose product is annotated as protein phosphatase 2 phosphatase activator. Gene Ontology annotation, cellular component: protein phosphatase type 2A complex; nucleus; cytoplasm. Gene Ontology annotation, molecular function: protein tyrosine phosphatase activator activity; peptidyl-prolyl cis-trans isomerase activity. The transcript is spliced from 10 exons. NCBI's taxonomy places the organism in Eukaryota, Metazoa, Chordata, Actinopteri, Anguilliformes, Anguillidae. The record is from RefSeq and is a predicted model, not a curated record. Gene Ontology annotation, biological process: mitotic spindle organization. Bases 130 to 1101 code for a protein of 323 amino acids.
GAUCUGAUUAUGUCCAUCAGUUUACUGAGUUCUAAUGCUAUUAUCUCAAAAAGUACGACAUGAUUAAUUUGCAUUGCUGUUACUGCAUGCGAGUAAAAGUUGCUGCAGCACAGUUGUGCAGAAUCACCGAUGGACAUCGUAAACGGAUGGGGCUCCUCCCCUGAAGAUGACAAGCCGCCCCUCCCCGUCAAUUUCGACUUCAUGUUGCCCAAGAAAGAGAUCAGCAUGGUUCCGGACAUGGGCAAAUGGAAACGUUCCCAGGCCUAUGCGGAUUACAUGGGGUUCAUCCUGACGCUGAACGAGGGGGUGAAGGGGAAGAAGCUGACCUGUGAAUACUCGGUGUCAGAGACUAUAGAGAAGCUCCUCUCAUUGCUGGACACACUGGACCGCUGGAUCGAUGAGACCCCGCCCGUGGACCAGCCCUCCCGAUUCGGGAACAAGGCCUACAGGACCUGGUACGCCAAGCUGGACCAGGAGGCAGAAGCCCUGGUGGCUGCAGUCAUCCCCGCAGACUGCAGUGCUGCUGCUCCAGAGAUCGCCGUGUAUCUGAAAGAGUCCGUGGGGAACUCCACCAGGAUAGACUACGGCACAGGCCAUGAGGCUGCGUUUGCUGCCUUCCUGUGCUGCCUGUGUAAGAUCGGGGCGCUCCGAGUGCAGGACCAGCUCUCCAUCGUGUUCAAGGUGUUCGACAGGUACCUGAUAGUUAUGAGGAAGCUGCAGAAGACGUACAGGAUGGAGCCGGCCGGGAGCCAGGGGGUCUGGGGGCUCGACGACUUCCAGUUCCUGCCUUUCAUCUGGGGCAGCUCCCAGCUCAUAGAUCACCCGACCCUGGAGCCCAGGCACUUCGUGGAGGAGAAGCUGGUGAACGAACACCACGUGGACUACAUGUUCCUGGAGUGCAUCAAGUUCAUUAACGAGAUGAAGACCGGCCCGUUUGCGGAGCAUUCGAACCAGCUGUGGAACAUCAGCGCCGUGCCCACCUGGUCCAAGGUCAACCAGGGACUCGUCCGAAUGUACAAGGCCGAGUGCCUGGAGAAGUUCCCUGUCAUUCAGCACUUCAAGUUUGGCAGCCUGCUCUCCAUUCAACCCGUAAAACCAUGAGAGAGGAAAGGGAGGGGUCGGCACGGGAGCUUGCCCCACCCACUGUGCCCCCAUGCUCCGCCCCCAGGGUACCGACCAUCACCCCUCAUUUAGAUGACCCCCUUUGCCACUUAGAGCUUCGGAAUGCUACGCCCACUCCUUUUUAUUUAUCAACUUUUUUAUGUUUUUGUUUUCUGGGGGGGUGCUCUUCAUUAACUGCACCUUCACAAUUCAUACUGUAUAACACAUGCAUAAGCCCUACACAAGAGAGACGUAACAGCCAUAUGAGGCGUUCGUAAAAUGCCUUUUUACAUGCUUGACAGUGCACUUUGAAGAUGAUGAUAAUCGGUAAAUUUUGGGCUAUUGAAAUAAAGUGCGUUGUGUAAACAUUGUAGUAUUUCACUGGGUGUAUUUGAGACAGUAUACAUUUAAUUCUAGCCAUACGGGAACUGAGUUCCAUGUAGGGCACUCAAACUUUACAGUGUUUUAAAAGUUUUACCAGUCGUGAUUUGCAAUGUGUGAAGCAUGCAAAAACGCACAAGUACUCUAUAUGGUGCUUAUACCGCUCUUUACCGUGCUUAUGAAUAUGCCAUGUAUGAGUUAUGAAGAUACAAUUAAUCUGCCUUACCUUUUUUUUAAAAUUAUUAUUCCUUUUGAAAUUUGUACCCAAAUCCUCCAAGACUUUUUUUUAUGUUUGAUGUGUGUGUGGUAGAAGAAGCAGUCGAGCAGUCACAGAAAAACUCCAGUACCGUGUGCAUAUUUAUACCUGUGUCUAUUUAUUGAGUUAGAUAUACAUGUACAGCAAGCUCUACGCGAGGCUGAGACACGGUAGGAACGGCCUCGCUAGACGAACGCAUCAUAAUGGAGA